Messenger RNA from Lodderomyces orthopsilosis Co 90-125, 2859 nucleotides. It is a transcript of the gene PHM7, whose product is annotated as Phm7p. Lineage: Eukaryota; Fungi; Ascomycota; Pichiomycetes; Serinales; Debaryomycetaceae. The record is from RefSeq and is a predicted model, not a curated record. Gene Ontology annotation, molecular function: calcium-activated cation channel activity. The transcript has a single exon. Bases 1 to 2859 code for a protein of 952 amino acids. Gene Ontology annotation, cellular component: plasma membrane.
AUGGCUUCAGAUUCACUGUCAAACAGUUCUGUUUCCCAAUUUCUAUCCACAUUAAUCCCCACUCUUGUCAUAUCAGUGGUUUUUGUAUUGCUAUUUGUUGUGAUACGUAAAACUCAAAAGAGAGUCUAUGAACCUCGUGCACUUGUCAAGUCACUUCCUCAAGAUAUUCGACCAGAUGAACCUGCAACUGGUCUUUUCAGUUGGUUGACUUCAUUAUUGAAACGACCAGAAACUUUUAUUAUCCAAUAUGCUGGUCCUGAUGGUUAUUUUUUCCUUCGAUUUUUGUUUGAAUUUUGCUGUAUUUGCAUAUUGGGAGCUAUUAUAACUUGGCCAAUUUUAUUUCCAGUCAAUGCUUCCAAUGGUAAUAAUAACCAACCAGGUUCAACUGUCAAGGGGUUUGAUAUAUUGUCUCUUUCAAAUGUUCGAAACAGAUGGAGAACUUUUGCUCAUGUAUUUUUAUCUUGGAUCUUGUUUGGAGCGGUUAUUUUUCUCAUUUAUCGUGAAUUGGUUUACUACACCACUUUUAGACAUGUUUUGCAAACAACUCCAUUGUAUGAUUCAUUAUUGAGUUCAAGAACUCUUAUGUUGACCGAAUUUUCAACUUCAAAAUUGACUGAUGAUACAUUGAGAGGUUAUUUUCCCACUGCCACAAACAUUUGGUAUGGAAGAGACUAUAAAGAAUUGGAUAAAGAAGUGGAGGAAAGAACCAAAUUGGCUGGAAAGUACGAAGGAGCACUCAACAAGGUGUUAACAAAAGCAGUCAAGUUGAAGAAUAAAUGUAUCAAGAAACUGAAGCCAGUUCCAGAGCCGGAGGAUGAUCUUGACAAGUAUUUGAAAGAUGGCAAGAAAAGACCAACACACAAGUUGAAGUUUUUGGUUGGUAAAAAAGUGGAUACUUUAAACUAUGGAGCUGAAAGAUUGGGUGAAUUGAACAAGUCUGUAGGCAAGAAACAAGCUGAAUAUGCUACAAACACCCAAUUACCAGCUGUAUUUAUUGAAUUCCCUUCACAACUCGAAUUACAAAAGGCUUAUCAAGCUAUUCCUUAUAAUAAAGAUUUCAAGGGUGUGAAGAGAGUUACUGGUGUUGCUCCAGACGAUAUUAUCUGGCCUAAUCUUCAAUUGUCUCCAACCAAGAGAAGAAUCCAGGCUAUCAUUGCCAACACUAUUUUGACACUUUUAAUCAUUUUCUGGUGUAUUCCUGUUGCCGUUGUUGGUGCCAUUUCAAACAUUAACUUUUUAACUGAAAAAGUUCACUUUUUAAGAUUCAUCAACAAUAUGCCAAAAGUACUUUUGGGUGUCAUUACUGGUUUGCUUCCAUCUGUAGCUUUGGCUGUUUUGAUGUCAUUGAUUCCACCUUUUGUCAAGUACAUGGGUAAGAAAUCAGGACGUUUAACGGUUCAACAAGUUAACGAAUAUUGUCAAUCUUGGUAUUUUGCCUUCCAAGUUGUUAAUGUGUUUUUGGCGGUUGCUUUGGGUUCAUCAGCUGCAUCUGUUGCUCAAGAAAUUGUUAAAAAGCCUGAUGAAGCCCUUAAGAAAUUGUCGGAAAGAUUCCCACCUUCGGUUAACUUUUACUUUUCGUAUCUUUGUUUACAAGGUUUGACAAUUAGUUCUGGUGUUUUGGUACAAAUUGUUGCAUUAAUUUUAUCCCAUAUAUUGGGAAGAAUUUUGGAUAGUACGCCAAGAGCCAAAUGGACUAGAUGGAACACGUUGGGUCAACCUGAUUUUUCAACGUUGUACCCAGGUUUCCAAUUGUUGACAGUUAUUGCUCUCGCAUACUCAGUUAUUGCUCCAUUGAUUUUGGGUUUUACCGCAAUUGCAUUUGCCUUGUUUUACUUUGCAUACAUUUACACGAUGGUGUAUGUCAUGAGACCAAGCGCAGUUGAUGCUAGAGGUAAAAAUUAUGUUAAAUCAAUGUUUCAGUUGUUUACCGGUCUCUUUUUAGCGCAACUUUGGAUCACUGCCAUUUUUGUAUUUACAAAGAAUUGGGCCUGUGUUGCAUUAGAAGCUGUCAUUAUAAUUGUCACUAUUAUUGCAAGAUUUUGGAUGAAGAGAAAAUUUAUGACUGUUGUUGAUGCUGUUCCUAUUUCAGCGAUCAAGUAUGCGGCCGGGGAUACAACCUAUUCAUACCCAAUGUACGAUCAAGGAUACAAAGAGAUUCAAACUGAGGGUCAAAACUACUGGGAAGGUGGUAACCAACUUGGAGCUGUUGGAGGUGAGGUUCAUGAUCAAGUAUUGCCUUAUAGAAACCCUGGAUCUGCACCAAUUGCUGGAGCAGGCAACGCAGUUGAUGGGGAUUCGUCCUUGACCGACGCCAAAGCUCCAUUUGAUCAUCGUGGGUCUGAAUCUUCGGCCGUUGACACCAGAAUUGGUCAUACUGACAAUGAAAAGCCUUAUGCAUUAGAACCUCGUGGUGACAAAGUUUCAAACACCAACACUGGAGCUGAUGGCCCAUUCAAGGAGCAAACGUACAAUGAUCACGAAAAGGGUCUUGGUGGUGUAGGUGAUGCUGCCAAAGGGGUAGCUGGUGCUCCAGGUAAAGGAGUUUCUUGGUUGAAGAUUUUCUUUGCUCCUAAAACUCAAACCUUUGACAUGAUUAGGAACAUCAUGCCUAGUUCCUUUUUCAAUUAUGUCGAGUACAAUCCAGAAUUUAUAAGACAUGCUUACGAUGAUCCUGCAGUUACUGAUGAAGAACCACAUAUUUGGAUAGCGAGGGAUCCAAUGGGAUUAUCGGAGAUUGAAAAGAACAAAGCUUUGAAGGAGGGAGUUGAUGUGACAGAUGAAAAUGCAACAUUUGAUGACAAAGGUAAUGUUAUCUUUACUGGUCCACCGCCAACUUAUGAAGAGGCUAUCAGAGUUUAG